This is a messenger RNA of Dermatophagoides farinae (American house dust mite), 1688 nucleotides long. The record is from RefSeq and is a predicted model, not a curated record. NCBI's taxonomy places the organism in Eukaryota, Metazoa, Arthropoda, Arachnida, Sarcoptiformes, Pyroglyphidae.
CAACAGCAACAGCAACCACAAUUACAACAAUCACAACAGCAACAACAACAACAACAACAACAUCAUCAAUCAGAUGAUUGUCAUAAUCCAAUGUCAAAUGGUAAUCAAAUUCCAAAUAGUCCAGCUACAAGUUGUAUGUCACAACAAAGUUCAUCAUCCUCAUCCAAUUAUGGUCAUAAUAAUAAUAAUAAUAAUCAUCAUUUUAAUGGCCAAAAUAGAUUAUCAUCUUCAUCAUCAUCAUCAUCAUCAUUAUUGAAUCAUAAUAAUCAUAGCAAUAAUCAUAAUAAUAAUGAUAAUCAAACCGUCCAUUCAUUGGCCGAAUAUCUACAACAAUUGCUUAAAGAUCGUCAACGUUUAGCAGCAUUUCCCGGUACUUUUUUACAUAUUGAUCGACUCAUAGAUGCUGAGAUUGCCCGUGUACGAGCUUCAUUAUUUCAGAUUAAUGGUGAUGAACAUAAACCAUUGAUAUUACCUGAACCUGAUGGUCCUAUUGUAAAUAAAAUGGAAAAAGUUUAUGUGCCUGUUGAUGAACAUCCAGAUUUCAAUUUUGUUGGAAGAAUUCUUGGACCACGUGGUAUGACUGCCAAACAAUUGGAACAAGAAACUGGCUGUAAAAUUAUGGUCCGUGGUCGUGGUUCUAUGCGUGACAAGAAAAAGGAGGAACAGAAUCGUGGCAAACCAAAUUGGGAACAUUUAAACGAUAAAUUACAUGUAUUGAUUACUGUGGAAGAUACAGAGAAUCGUGCCAUAGCCAAAAUGGAACGUGCAAUUGAAGAGGUUAAAAAAUUAUUGGUUCCAAUCACUGAAGGUGAAGAUGAGCUUAAAAAACGACAACUAAUGGAACUGGCCAUCAUCAAUGGAACUUAUCGUGAUUCUGGUCAAAGAAAUUCUGCUAUUGCAGCCGCUACCGCUGCUGCUGCUGCUGCUACAUCACCAAAUCUAGUUAGUGCACAACAUUUGGUCAAUUUGGGAUUGGAUCCAGAACAAUUGAAUGCAUAUGCCACUGGUGGUGGUACUGGUGGUGUACCGAUUGCAUUAGCAGCUGCAGCUGCUGCUGCUGCUGCUACUACACAUCCUCAUCAAAUUCGUCAUCAUCCACAUCAUUUGACAACCGGACAUCCUGGUCAUCAUCAUCAGCCAUCACCGAUUGGUGCACCGCUUAUAUUGGCCGGUACACCAACAGCACGUCAAUUUGCUCAUCCAGCUGCGGCGGCUGCAACACCACUGCCGCAUCAAUCGGCUCUUGUUCAUCAUCUUCAUUAUGGCCAAGCAUUGCUCAAUGGAAAUUCAGCAGCCGCAUCGAUUCCACCUCAAUUAAUAACGGCAACUAGUACGCCCGAUGGUACAUUAUUAUAUACAACAAAUGUACAUCCAUCAGCGUUGAAUCCUCAUCAUCCACAUCAAACUCAUCAUCAUCAAUAUGCCGCAACGGCUGCCGAAUUUCAUCAUCAAUAUUCUGCAUCAUUAGCUGCUGCACAAUUACUUGAUUAUCAAGCAGCCGCUGCAGUUGCAGCAGCUGGUGCACCUGUCAUCACACCGGAACAAUCCGGAACAUCCGUAUCGGCAUCAACAGCAACAGGAUCAUCAGCAUCGUCAUCAUCAGCCACAUCCGGUGGGUUAACAACUUAUGGUAGUUAGUUUGUCACAAUUAAAACAAAAAUAGCCAAAUCUUUUCUAUUCUUGUCUUU